AUGGUCAUGGACGUCGCCCGUACGUCCAUGAUGCAUGCGGCUACCCCCCAUUUUCUGUGGCUGUUUGCGGUUCGGUACGCGGCGCAUCAGAUCAACCUUCACCCCAGGGUCUCCAUGCCGGAGACCUCCCCAGCUUUGCUGUGGACAGGGAAGGUUGGCGAUGCGUCUGCGUUCCGUGUCUGGGGAUCUCGGGCGUUUGUCCGCGACUUGUCUACGGACAAGCUGUCCCCUCGUGCUGCUCCUUGCGUCUUCCUUGGCUUCCCCCCUGACGCGCCAGGGUGGCAAUUCUACCACCCCACCUCUCGUUGUGUUCUGUCCUCCCAGGACGUCACGUUUGACGAGUCGGUCCCCUACUACCGUCUCUUCCCCUACCGCACUCCGUCCCUCCCCCCUCAGGGUCCUGCCCCUUCAGGUGUGUCCCAGGUAGACGCAGUCGAGUCUGUGGAGGUUACUGGUGACUCUGGUGCUGCUGGGGGUGCUGAGCCUGGGGGUGCUAACUCUGGGGGUGCUGAGCGUGUGGGUGCUACGCCUAGGGGUGCUGGGCCUAAGGGUGGUGCUGCUGGGGGUGCUGAGCAUAGGGGUGCUGAGACAGGGGGUGCUGAGCCUGGGGGUGCUACGUCUGGAGGUGCUGAGCCUGGGGGUGCCACGUCUGGAGCUGCUGAGCCUGGGGGUGCGGAGCCUGCGGCCGCUGGACCUGCUCGUGUGGCGUCUGGCGGUGCUGGGCCUAGAGGUUCUCCGGGUGCUUCGUCUCCGCGGGAGCCACUCUCUUCACAGGAGCUGCGCGAGUGGUUUGCCCAGCGCUGGAGGCGUACUGCUGGAGCUGGCGCUUCUUCGGCUGCUGAGGGUGCUGGUGCCGCCGGUCCCGGAGGUGCUCGUACUAGGAGUACUGGAGCUGCUGGGCCUGCGGGUACGACUGGAGCUGGAGCUGCUGAGGGUGUUGGCGCUGAGGCUACUGCUGUGAGUCCUGGCGGCGGUCCUGCUGCGGGUGCUGCUGGUGCUGCUGGAGGUACUGCAGCUGGAGGUGCUGUUGGCGCUUGUACUGCCGCUGGGGGUGCUGGUGCUGUCCCUGCUUCACAAUUACCGCCGGCCUCCCCAUGGCCUGCUCCUUCUCCCUACACUGGUCCUACUAGAGGUCUUGCUGAGCGUCGUGAGCCUGCGUCUCGUCCUGCGUUGCCUGUUCGUGCGGCUCGCACUAGUGGUCCCGGUUCGCGUCUGCGUCCUCCUCCUGUCCAUGGCACGCACCGGAUGUCUCUGCGUCCGUCCACUGCUCCUCUGCGUGUCCCUUUGCCUUCUCCUCUUGUGUCCUCUCUUCCUGCUCUUGCCGACUCGGAGUCGGACUCUCUUCGUGCUGCCAGUCCUACUGUCACGCGUCUCUUUGCUACUGUCGUCACUGAUCCCUCCUUUGAGUCCACUGCUGCGUCUGCCCUAGUUGCUGAGCUCGUCGACUUUGCUGCUCGCUGUCGUCUAGACUACACUGCUAGUCUUGUUGCUGAGUCUGCGUCUGUCUGUCCUCCGUCCGUCGGGGGUGAGUGUGCUCUUGGCACGGACGUCCUUGAGGACAGGCAUGAGGAGUUCCAGUGUCUGGCUACUGCUUCACCUUAUCUCGUGUCUGUACUGCUUGCCCCUGAGGGAGACCCGGAUGCACUUGACAUCCCGACUCCGCGCUCUUACGCGGAGGCCGUAGAGGGUCCCUACUCCUCUCAGUGGCAGGCAGCUAUGGACGCAGAGAUGGCUUCCUGGAAGUCCACAGGCACCUACGUUGACGCGGUUCCCCCGCCUGGGGCGAACAUCCGGCAGGGAGUUGACUACUUUCAGACCUUCUCUCCCACCCCGAAGAUGACCACUCUUCGGGUGCUGCUGCACAUAGCCGCUCAGCGCGACUACGAGCUUCACUCUCUUGACUUCAGCACUGCUUUCUUGCAGGGUAGCCUGCACGAGGAGAUCUGGCUGCGCCGCCCACCUGGCUUCACUGGGACUUUUCCUCCUGGCACCCAGUGGAGCCUCCGGCGGCCAGUCUACGGUCUCCGCCAGGCACCGCGUGAGUGGCACGACACACUGAGGACUACGCUUGUGGCUCUUGGGUUUGCUCCUUCAACAGCCGACCCGUCGCUGUUUCUGCGCACCGACACUUCUUUGCCGCUGUUCUACAUCCUCGUGUACGUCGACGACUUGGUCUUUGCCACACCUGACACUACUGGACUCGCCCACGUGAAGUCCGAGCUCUGUGAGGCUGAGAUCUACGCUGGGGCCAUGGCUGCACAGGAGCUUCGCUGGCUCACCUACCUGCUGACUGACCUCGGAGAGCCGUCUCGUUCUCCUCCAGUGCUGUACGUAGACAACAAGGCCAUGCUGGCCUUGUGUCGAGAGCAGAGACUGGAGCACUAA
This is a messenger RNA of Closterium sp. NIES-65, 2385 nucleotides long. Lineage: Eukaryota; Viridiplantae; Streptophyta; Zygnematophyceae; Desmidiales; Closteriaceae. The record is from the annotation of a GenBank genome assembly.